UGAUUCAACUUGAAUAACAAUUUUUUAAACAAAAACUUAUCCAAUUUGUGAGCUUUUUCAACUUAUAAAUUAUCUUGAAGAUUAUGAACUUAUAUUGAAUCGUUAUUCAGCUCUAAAAAUAUGGAAAAUUUAACUUGGGCUAGUACAAGUUUAACCUGUGUUGAAUUUCCAAGAGGAGAUCAAUUUGGACAUUUGCUUGCCUACGUAAGCCUAAUUCCUAUAGCGGUUCUUGUAUCUUACGUUGUUCUAGUUUUACACAACCGGGAUCUACCAACGAUAUGUGUUUUUUUAGGACAAAUGCUAAAUGAAGUGAUGAAUGUUGUAGCUAAGCGUAUGUUGAAACAUCUAAGGCCAGAAAAUCCACAUCACCUUGUUGGAAGUGCAAAUAAAUAUGGAAUGCCGUCUCAACACAGUCAAUGCAUGGGUUUCUUCACAGCUUAUUGUUGUCUAUAUUUAAUUUACAAAGCUAGUCAUAAAAACCUAUUAACCAGAGGGCUAUUGAUAAUUUUAUUAAUUUCAAGUCUUAUCGCCGUUCUUUAUUCAAGAGUAUAUCUUCUUUAUCAUUUCACAUCACAAUGCAUUGCUGGUGCAAUGAUCGGAUCUUUAUUUGGUUAUUUUUGGUUUAGACUAACUUGGGAUUUUUUCGCCCAGUACUUUGAUAAAAUAACAACUUGGAAAAUUUCUCGUUUUCUUGGUUUGAACACGUGGAAACUUAGUGGUGGCAAGAAGAAGCUCAAAUAGAGUUUAUUGCUCUUUAUUUUGUAUAUUUAUUAAAUUUCCAAUGGCAAUUUAUUCAACAAGAGCUAUUUGACGAUAGUUAUUUAUCACAUAAAUAUUAUUCAUUAUAAGUGUAAUGCAUUCGUUUUGGAUGGACUUUCCCUUAGUGAUGAUUGAUUAUAUGUUUAUCGCAACAUACACGAAAAAUUAAAACAUUAAACUGCUAUUUUUGCAUUUUUUUCAUUCAAUUUU
Molecule: messenger RNA, 969 nt
Organism: Tetranychus urticae (two-spotted spider mite)
Lineage: Eukaryota; Metazoa; Arthropoda; Arachnida; Trombidiformes; Tetranychidae
Source: RefSeq, a predicted model, not a curated record